CCAAGCGCUAUAAUUGGUCCUCCUCAACCACUCUGCUCCUCCUCCUGCACUUCGAUUGGUCGGUGAGCGGGGUCCCGCCCCAUUUUCCUGGAAAGUUCUUGGAAAUCUGUCAAAGGUGUUUCCUUUAGCGGCCCUCGGCCCAAGACUAGGGAGCCGACGCCUCUGCCCGCACCUCUCCCCGCCGGGCCGCACAGCCGGCGGUUCUAGGAAGACAUCGCUUCCGGGAAGGGCUGGAACUCAGAGGACAAAAGAUUAGGCUGCUCGCCCCGCCCCGCCCUCCCGGCCUGCCCCCCGCUCCCUUCAGGCCCGCCCGCACCGCCACCUCUCAGUCCCUGCCCGCCGCCUGUGCGCCCCGGGACCCAGACCUGCGAGCGCGACCCGCUCUCUCCAGCCACCGCCGUCUGGCCGAGCCCCAGCUCCGGAGCUGCCGCUGCCGGGACAUGGUCCUCUGCGUUCAGGGACCUUGUCCUUUGCUGGCUGUGGAGCAGAUCGGGCAGCGGCCUCUGUGGGCCCAGUCCCUGGAGCUGCCCGAACCAGCUAUGCAGCCUUUGCCUGCUGGCACCUUCCUGGAGGAGGCAGCCGACGAGACCCCAGCCAAGUCAGAGAGUGAGCCCAAGGUUCUGGACCCUGAGGAGGAUCUGCUGUGCAUAGCCAAGACCUUUUCCUACCUUCGAGAAUCUGGCUGGUAUUGGGGUUCCAUUACGGCCAGCGAGGCCCGGCAACACCUGCAGAGGAUGCCAGAGGGCACAUUCCUAGUACGCGACAGCACCCACCCCAGCUACCUGUUCACACUGUCUGUCAAAACCACCCGCGGCCCCACCAACGUGCGCAUCGAGUAUGCAGACUCCAGCUUCCGCCUGGACUCCAACUGCCUGUCCAGGCCGCGCAUCCUGGCCUUCCCAGAUGUGGUCAGCCUUGUCCAGCACUAUGUGGCCUCCUGUGCUGCAGAUACCCGAAGCGACAGUCCUGACCCUGCACCUACCCCGGCUCUGUCUACACCUAAGGAAGAUGUGCCUGGUGACCCAGCACUGCCUGCUACUGCUGUGCACCUAAAACUGGUGCAGCCCUUUGUGCGCAGAAGCAGUGCCCGAAGCCUGCAGCACCUGUGCCGCCUCGUCAUCAACCGUCUGGUGGCUGACGUGGACUGCCUCCCACUGCCCCGGCGCAUGGCUGACUACCUCCGACAGUACCCCUUCCAGCUCUGACCUGUCCAGGCAUCACCUAGCCUCACCCAGCCAGAUCCUAGAGGGGAUGCCGGCCCUAGCUGGACUUGGGCUCCCACUAUCCCUCCUCCAGUUAUCCUGGUGCCUGCAUGCAUCUGGCAGUUGGACCAGGAAGAGUCAGCAGGAGCAAAGCUUGGGGCCAGGGGUAGGGGGAAGUGUCACAUGACUUGGAGGUCAGCAGCCAUUGUGGUGGGCCAUCUGUCAGAAGACAGGGAGACAGGCAGGACCUUGUUUCACCCUGUGGGCUGGGCCCAGGCCCCCACUUCCCUACUGUGGCCUCCUGAACUGCAUAGACUUGGCUGGCCCUGGUUUCUCAGUCCACAGAGUGGAGCAGGCCCCCUCCUUCCAGCCAGCCUUUGUCUCAGGGAGGAUGGCAGCCAGAGGAACUGAGGUCAACAGUGACAGUCCCCUGAUGGGAGAGCAGGCCAGGCUGAAGGACUGCACAGUUAUACAGUAUUUAUUUAUUUAUUCUCCUUGGGUUGAUCUCAGCGUGAGCCAACCAUACCUCUCUGCCCUGAGCCCUGAGUGCUCCAGAGACUCCAGCCCUGCCCCAGCUUCUCCAGCUCCUCCUGGUGGAGAGCCCCAUUCUGAGAUGUGUUGCUGGACCCAAGGCAGUCCUGGAUGUCCUGGUGCUGCCCCACCCCCUGUGAAAGUGUCCACUCUCUUCUGCCCCCAACCUUGUUUUGGGAGAUUGGGCAAAUGGACAAGAAAAUGGAGCCAAGGCAUUAGAGCCCAACAGAGCUGGCCGCUCACCCCCUCGCAGGGCAGAGCCCUACCUGCACAGAGCUGGUCUCGCUGAGGCAUAGGCCCUGCAUGAGUGUGGGUGCUGGGCUGGUGGGGAGGACAUGCUACUUUGAGAGCUGCUGCUCCAGCUCUUCUGGGUCUGUUUCCUGCCCAGGAAGGUGCCUGCACGUGAGAGAGGGAAAGAAAUACAUAUCUGAUAAGACUUUAUAAAGUGAUUAUUACUUUGAAAAACAGUUUGGUAGUCUUUUUUUUUUCCACUGAUUUUUCUGUAACGACAAUAAAAUUGUAUCUUUCACUUA
Messenger RNA from Camelus dromedarius (Arabian camel), 2266 nucleotides. It is a transcript of the gene CISH, whose product is annotated as cytokine inducible SH2 containing protein. Gene Ontology annotation, molecular function: 1-phosphatidylinositol-3-kinase regulator activity. The record is from RefSeq and is a predicted model, not a curated record. Bases 441 to 1205 code for a protein of 254 amino acids. Gene Ontology annotation, cellular component: phosphatidylinositol 3-kinase complex. NCBI's taxonomy places the organism in Eukaryota, Metazoa, Chordata, Mammalia, Artiodactyla, Camelidae. Gene Ontology annotation, biological process: phosphatidylinositol phosphate biosynthetic process; intracellular signal transduction. The transcript has 3 exons.